GAUUUUUAAACAGGAAUUCGUUUGACUGUCUAUUAAUGAAAGACCUUACCCUUCACUGCACUAAGUUUUUAUAUCGAAGAUAAAUCUAUGAGAUAAUGAUGGGUGAGCAUAAUGCAUUUACCUUAAUAAAGGAAAACAUUGAAGAUGAUCGUGCACUUCUCCAGACAGGAAUUGUCGGAACUGGAACAGAGGUGGAAAAACAACCUAUACUUGAUAGAUACAUUCCGGCUCACCCAGUUGACCGAUACACUUUUAAAAAGUGGGAUACUAAUGAUUGGUCACGCCACAAUGAAAAUAAAUACUUUCAGAGCGAGCGAGACCGUGAUGCAGCCUCGAACACUAGGGAAGAAGCUAAACAACUUAUUCAUGCAACAACAUCAAGAACGAAUCAGACUCAAAAUGACGUGACAGAGAGAUUAGGAGAACGUCUACAAAACAUCAAUCUUUGGAAGUUUGAAUUAGAAAAAUCCAUCAGAGAUAUAACUUCAGAAAUUGAAUUACUUGUGACAGAAAGGCGUAGACUGGAAUAUGGAAUACAGGCUACUGAAGGACCCUUACAUAUAGCUCGAGAUUGCCUAGCUAAUCGUCAGCGACGAAUUGACUAUGAUUUAGUUCAGGAUAUUGCGGAGAAAGAACUUCUUAAAGAAAUAGAGCUCAUAGCACAAGUUCAGGAAAUUUUGGUUAAAACUCUUCAGCAAACUAAGGAUCAACUGGAUUCAUGUAGAGAAGCUAAGCACCGACUCGAAAUGGAUUGGAGUGACAAAUAUUCAGCACAAAAUCUUGACUCUAAGAGCGUUCAGUUAAAAAAUACACGUGGAAACACUCAACGAAGGGCUGGAAAAGCACUUUACAACCUGCACGAAAGUCUACCUGGAGACUGGCAGACAUUCACAGAUAACAACAUUCGUCUGGCAGAACAGGAACGCGAGGCAAGUAUACGUCUAAGAGGUAUGAUCGGAAGCACUCUCUCCAAUACUAGUCAAGAUAUGAGGGAGCAGGCGGACAGGGUGGCACAGGCUUUAUCUGAUCGACUAUCUGAGACAGAGGAAGCGACAAGGAACCUUGAAAGUAACCUUAAAAAGACAGUGGACGAGAUUGCUGCGGUUGAAAGUAUAAUCAGAACAUUGAAGAACUCAAUAUGGGAGAAGGAUGCACCAAAUAAGGUAGCAAUGACUAGACUAACAAACAGACAUCUCCGACCAAAUGUAGAACUCUGCAGAGAUGAGCCAGCUCACAGGCUUAUUGAGGAAGUAGAGGAAAUAGAAGAUUCUGUUAGAAAGUUGGAAGAUAAGUUAGUAAACAGCGAGAAAAAUCAUUGUGAACUGAAGACAACCCGUUUAUCACUGGAGAAGGAAAUCUCUGUGAAAAAAAACUCUAUUUUGAUCGAUAGAGAUAGAUGUCUUAGGAUUCGAACCUGUUUUCCUUCCGGGAACCAUCUGUGCGGAUACAGAUCGAAUACCUUUGGAAUCGACCAAUGAACAAAAGAUUAUAUUCAACUACAUCUAAAAUUCAUAAAAUACUGGUUGAAUUAACUUAAGCAGUUCUCAAGACCAUUAUGCAACUGUUCUAAAUUUUAAUAUUCUCUGUAUUUGUAGGUUUUGUUUGUAUUGUAGUAAUUUUUAAGCUCACUUCUGAAAUGUAAAAUACAACUUUGUGAUUAAAGUAUAAAAAACAUGA
This is a messenger RNA of Eurytemora carolleeae, 1677 nucleotides long. RefSeq names its product tektin-4. Gene Ontology annotation, cellular component: microtubule cytoskeleton; nucleus. The transcript is spliced from 17 exons. The record is from RefSeq and is a predicted model, not a curated record. NCBI's taxonomy places the organism in Eukaryota, Metazoa, Arthropoda, Copepoda, Calanoida, Temoridae. The coding region runs from base 96 to 1478 and encodes 460 amino acids. Gene Ontology annotation, biological process: cilium movement involved in cell motility; cilium assembly.